AUGGUACAAAGUUUGUCCGAGGCUGCCGUCAGCAAACUCUUCCCAACUACCCUGAAAGGACCAGCUGCCAUCUCGUAUCAAAGCCUAAAAGAAGGCUAUAUUCGAAGUUUUGACGAGCUGGCAAGAGCUUUCCGAACACAUUUCGCACCGAGCAUACAGCGGAAGAAAAAGUCCAAAGCUGUCGAAGUAGGGAACUUGAAUGAUGAUACCGUGAUAUAUGCAAUGAAAGACAACACAACAAUGAUGGCCUUCCGAGAUAACCUGAUAACAAACCCAACGGCUAGGCUAGACAGGUUCGGACCAAGAAACCAACAACAAGUCGGUCCACAGCGAGCAGAUCCACACAGACCAGUGAAAGUUGAAGACCAAGCCUUCAUUCCACUCAAUACACCGAGAUCACACAUCUUAAUGUGGAUACAGAACAACAAUGAGCCAGUGAGAUACCCACCCAAGCUACAAUAUGAGGGAGUCAGGAAAAAAUAUUGUCAGUACCACGAUGGCCAUGGCCAUAUCACCGACGAAUGCGGGAGUCUGAAGAAAGAAAUUGACCGUUUGGUACAAGUCGGUCGUUUAAAAGACUUUGUGGCGCAGAGCAAAAGUUACAACUCAGGAGGAAGAAACCAAAGGGAUAACAAUGGAAAAAGGGAAGAAGCACCGCCACCAAAAAGACAAAAUGUGUCAGGAGUAAUUAACACCAUAGCAGGCGGAAUGACUGACCCAGAAUACAAGCGAGGAAGGCGCAAAAGGCAGAAAAUGGUGAUGAACAUAUCGGUGGCUAAAGCUAUACCGGAGGUAAAAUUCGGACCAACUGAUGGAGAAGGAAUAGAUUUUCCCCACCAAGAUCAACUGGUAAUCUCGGGCUUGAUAGAAAAUUUCUGGGUAAUGAGACAGCUGGUGGACGAAGGAAGUUCAGUUAACCUUAUCACGAAACAGGCGUAUCUCGGAAUAGGACUCUCAAUACUAAACCUCAAACUGGUCAAAACCCCCUUAGUCGGCCUAGGAGGAACACCGGUACAAGCGGAAGGAGUAGCAGAAUUAACGGUAGAGUUGGGGAAAGAAAACGGAUCACCAGAAGGAGGCCUGGUGGGCAUCACAAAGAAGUUUAAAACACUGUUUAUGGUUGUUGAUAUGCCGCUUGCUUACAACGUCAUACUCGGCAGACCAAUGUUAUAUAAUACUGGGGCUGUCACAUGCAUCAAAUACUAG
This is a messenger RNA of Mercurialis annua (annual mercury), 1206 nucleotides long. RefSeq lists its product as uncharacterized. The transcript is spliced from 3 exons. Bases 1 to 1206 code for a protein of 401 amino acids. The record is from RefSeq and is a predicted model, not a curated record. Lineage: Eukaryota; Viridiplantae; Streptophyta; Magnoliopsida; Malpighiales; Euphorbiaceae.